This is a messenger RNA of Linepithema humile (Argentine ant), 913 nucleotides long. RefSeq names its product general transcription factor 3C polypeptide 6. Gene Ontology annotation, cellular component: transcription factor TFIIIC complex. NCBI's taxonomy places the organism in Eukaryota, Metazoa, Arthropoda, Insecta, Hymenoptera, Formicidae. Gene Ontology annotation, biological process: transcription by RNA polymerase III. The record is from RefSeq and is a predicted model, not a curated record.
UCUCCCAUUGUUUUACGCUUAUACUCUACAUAUAUUUAAUGUUCUAUGCCGAAAUGAAUGGCGCAUUAUUACGAACAUAGAAUUAGAGGUUAGUCGAUGCUCCGAAAGAUUAGCCAUAUUUCAUACUACGAGACUAAAACACAAGGCGACAGCGAUGUGAUUACGUUGAUGUAUAAUUAAUGAAUUAAUGAUGUAUAAUUCUUCUGGCGUAAUAGUGUAAACAACCUGUUUUUCAAGCCUUGCGUAAGAUAGAACAAUCUAAUAAUCAUGCAGUCUGAUGAAGAGCUAUCAGAAGAUGAGGAAGAAAUGCUCGUAUAUGUCGAGUUUGAAGGGCUUGUCGGCAGUAAUGUCUUCAAUAACAAAGAACUUCAACUAGAUAUGAUUGGAAUAGAUACGGAACAUCCUACAAUGCAAAUCAAUGGACGGUUUUAUGAAGGUACUUAUGAAGAUGCUGUAGGCACGUAUAUGUUCUUCGAAAAAGAUGACAAUCCACAAGUGGAUGAUGUUGUAUUUGACAAAGUGCCGAAUCUAAAAUAUUUUGCUAAAACGAGAAAGGUACUAAAGAUGCAGAGAGUUUUUACAAAACCAAGAGUCGAGGUUCUUGGUGAUUCUGAACAUGAUGGCUGUACUCCGAAUAUUGAUACAUUAUCACAAGCUGGAGUUCCUCCAAAAUAUCAAGAUGAAGCUCUCCAAUUUUGGAACAAAGUACGUGAUGACAGACUAGAAGAGUUAAGUACGUAUUUGGAGAAACAAAAGAUUAGAGAAGAAAAGAAAUCUAAAGGUAUUGAGCCUGAUUCAGAGUCUGAUGAGAAUAGUUCAUUUUUAACGCGUAAAACCAAGGAAAAAUCAAAAGAAACAUGAUCAAAUGUGAAGAUCUAUUUAUGUGGAAGAAUAAAUUUUUCAACCAGCAUUA